Molecule: messenger RNA, 1929 nt
Organism: Lynx canadensis (Canada lynx)
Lineage: Eukaryota; Metazoa; Chordata; Mammalia; Carnivora; Felidae
Gene: IQANK1
Product: IQ motif and ankyrin repeat containing 1
Biological process (GO): regulation of barbed-end actin filament capping
Cellular component (GO): nucleus; cytoplasm
Molecular function (GO): protein binding
Source: RefSeq, a predicted model, not a curated record
AUGCAGGUUUUGUCCCCCUGGCGCCGCGAGCUGCCCGACGCCCUGCUGGGUCUGCGGCCCCCUUCCCGGGGCGGCCGCUCCCCCUCCCCCCUUCCACUGGAGAAGCCCAAGUCGGCUUCUCUUUCGAUCCGGAGGCUCGAAGAACUUUCUGGCUGUUGUUUGAAGGUUCAACGACCUAGUUGCGGUGCGCCUGAUGCCAGAGGUCCGUUUCCCGGGCCCGCCGCGGAGGAUCGAGCGGCCACGAUCAUCCAGUGUGCGUUCCGGCAGCUCCUGGCCCCAAGGGCCCUGGCCCGCCGCCGGCAGGAGCACCGCAACUACCUGCAGCGCGUUGAACGGCUGGAGAGGGAGGCCUUCGUGGCCCUGGUGCGGAGGGAGCAGGAGGCGGCGCGAAGGCGGCGGGAGGCGGAGGACGCGGCCGAGCGGCGGCGGCAGGAGGAUCGUCAGCGCGGGGCGCGGCUGAGGGAGGCGGCCUUCGACGGCAAGGGCGAGAUCAAGGCGGUCCUGCGGGAGGUGGACGAGAUGCUGACUCGCGAGGGCGUGGGCCACGACGAGGCGGGGUUGGCGCUGCGGCGGCGGGGGCGCGUGGCCCUGGUGGAGAGCGAGGACCGCGGCGGGAACACGCCGCUGUCGGAGGCGGCGGCCGGGGGGCAGGCCCUGGCCAUCCGGCUGCUGGCGGAGCAGGGCGCCAGCCCCAACAGCAAGGGCGCCUACGGCCGGACGCCGCUGUACCGGGCGGCCUUCGGGGGGCACCUGGAGGCUGUGGAGGCGCUUCUGGAGCUCGGAGCGGACCCCCGGGUGUACGCAGAAGACGGUAGCACCCCCGAGCAGGUGGCCUCCCUGGACGCCGUGGUUAGUGUGCUGAGGUCCUGGGACCUAGGCCUCGCUGAGGCCGUGCUGCAGAGCAUGGAGGCCGAGCGGCAGCGCCGGGCCCGGGGGGCCGAGCGACAGGAGGAGGCACAGGCCGAGCGCCUGAAGUCCCGAGUGCAGCAGCUGGCUAAGGAAGGGUGGCGGCGCCACAGAGAGCUGCAGCAGGCCCACUGUGAGCUCAACCAGAGGAUCACGGAGCUCGACAAGUGUGAAGGGAGGCGCCUGGGCCGCACUGAGCUCACGCUGCAGGCCAUCAAGGACGCGGAGGCCCAAGUGGACAGGCUACGUCUGGAGGCCCAGAAGGCGGAGGAGACGCUGGCCAUGGCCAGGCUGGAGCUGCGGGAGCGGACCCAGGAGGGUGGGCGGGGCCCACUCCUGGGCGAGUGGGGGGUGGGGGCGUUGGGUCCUCCUGCCUCGCCGCCACCAUCCUAUGACCCCACAGGGGAGGAGGAGGAGGAGGCAGCGGCGGCGCCGGGGCUGAAAUGCCAGGUCACUGAGCUGCACGACGUACUAAUGAAGGAUGUGGGCGACCGCGUCCGCGCGGAUGGCAGGUGGCCUCUUGUCAUCGACCCUUCGGGCCAGGCAGCCACCUUCCUGCGCUACCAGGACACCAACUACGUGGACGCGGUGAACCCGGACCACUUGCGGCCGGAGAGGAUCCGGCUGGCGCUGCUGGGGGCGCUCAGGUACGGGAAGCCGCUGGUGUCCGACCUGCGCGACGUGGACCUGUUCCCCGCCGUGCGGCAGCAGCCGGAGGCGGUGCAGCCCGGCCUGGCGCAGGAGCUGCUGGGCCGCGGGCUCCUGGAGCGGGAGCGGUACCUGUCGCUGGUGCGGCCCGCCGACGGCCCCGAGUACGGCCCCGCCGGGUUCCAGGAGGCGCGCCUGCGGCACUUCCGCCUUCUCCUCGUCACCGUCACCGUCACCGGGGCUCAGCGGCCGUCGGAGGAGCAGCUGCGGGUGCUGCUCCCGGUGCGCGUGCAGCUGCCCCGCGGGGGCCUCCAGCGCCCGGCCCAAUAAAGUCGGCCCCGGGCAUGCGGGGCCUUGACCCCAGUACCGUUACCU